AUCGUUCAAAUUAACUGCUAUCCAGCCAACUCGAUACAAGAAUAUUGCUUCAUCUGCUGCAACCAUGUCCCGAUCUCUUCCUCCUCCUCCAGGGAUAUACGUCCCCGCUGUUCUAUUUUUCAAAGAGGACGAAGAGCUCGACAUACCCGCGAUCAAAGCGCAUGUCCUUCGCCUAGCCCAGGGAGGAAUCACCGGGAUCCUCGUCCAGGGUUCCAACGGCGAGGCCCAACACCUCUCGCAUGAUGAGCGAAAGCAAGCCAUCAGCCUCACCCGCCAGACCCUUGACGAGAACGGCUUCCAAAAUACCUUGGUCAUUGCCGGCACGGGCACGCAGUCGACGAGAGAGACUAAGAAACUCAACGUCGAUGCUAAGGAAGCAGGUGCUAGCCACGCACUCAUAUUGACGCCCUCCACCUGGAGGCCGGCGAUGACGAAGGACCUUAUCCUUCGCUUCCACCGUGAGGUCGCAGAUGCUUCCCCAAUCCCAACGAUGAUCUACAACUUCUCCGUCGUCACUGCUGGAAUCGACCUCGACUCGAACACCAUCGCCACUCUAGGCGAGCACCCCAACAUCGUCGGGACGAAGCUCUCCUGCGGCCACCUCGGCAAGCUCACGCGCCUCGUCACAACAUAUCCCACGAGCGAGUUUGCGACCUUCAUCGGCCGCUCUGACUCUUUCCUCCCAUCGAUCGCCAUGAAAUCCGCAGGCGGCAUCAUGGCCCUCGUGAAUAUCGCACCCAAGGCUCACCGUCACUUGUGGGACUUGUGGGACGCCGGCAAGGUGGAUGAAGCUCGCAACAUCCAACGCGUGCUGAGCCACUGCGACGGCAUUGUGAGCAGGCUUGGAGGUAUAGGAUUCCUCAAGGCCUUCAUAUCUCACCACUUUGGAUAUGGAGGGUCAACAGUGAGGGGGCCAUUGGCAGCAUCCUCGGUGGAUAGACUGACGGGACGCGAUGGUGAUUAUAUGGAGGAGUUGAUACAGUUGGAAAAGGGCCUGUAA
Molecule: messenger RNA, 1000 nt
Organism: Heterobasidion irregulare TC 32-1
Lineage: Eukaryota; Fungi; Basidiomycota; Agaricomycetes; Russulales; Bondarzewiaceae
Exons: 4
Coding region: 65-1000 (311 amino acids)
Molecular function (GO): 4-hydroxy-tetrahydrodipicolinate synthase activity
Source: RefSeq, a predicted model, not a curated record